Molecule: messenger RNA, 3417 nt
Organism: Diospyros lotus (date-plum)
Lineage: Eukaryota; Viridiplantae; Streptophyta; Magnoliopsida; Ericales; Ebenaceae
Product: WPP domain-associated protein
Exons: 5
Coding region: 454-3024 (856 amino acids)
Source: RefSeq, a predicted model, not a curated record
CCGCUCGUUGAACCUUGUUCAGUGCCGCAAAUCCACUCCUCUCUUUCGUCUGUCGUCUCACAAAACCCUAAAAAACCCAAACCCAAACGGAAAGCGAGACAGAGAGAGAGAGUGUUGCAGCAGCGCUUCUCUGGCAUAGUUAAGCCUGAAAUUUUAACGGUCUUUUCCGGAUUUUGACGCCCUUUUUGACCGUUAAUUUUUCAUUGCCGUUGCUCCCCCUGAGAGAGAGAGAGAGAGAGAGAGAGUAAUUCACCUUUUGCUUCACCUGUAAGUUCUCGUGUUUCAGUUUUGAACUUCGACUAUAUCUUCCUGUUACUGCUUUUUUAUGUAUUUGAAGUAACAGUUCACUUAAACUGCCUGCCUGGUAUUUUCAAAAUUGAGAUUUGUUUUAUUCUUUGUUAAGUGUUGGGUUUUGCAAUUCCACGAUCUGUAGGAUAUAUAGAUUACACGAAGAUGGAGGUUCCGGAGGUUACGGUUGGCGUGAGAGAUGUUGGUGGUGGUUGUGUCAGUUCAAGUAGUAAUGGACUAAAGGUACCGGUCAAUGGUGUUGUGAUGGAGAGUGAGAACUUGGGUGAUGACCUUCUUCAGGAUUUGGAUUCUUAUUUGGAUGAUAUUAAUGUUCGGUUGACAAUUUCGAGGAUGGUUGGUGACUCUGUGAUGAAGGGGGUGAUGAAAGCAGUUGAACAAGUGGCGGCAGAGAAAAUUGCUGUGAAGGAAUUGGAGGUGGUGAAACUGAAGGAAGUGUUGCGGUCUUGCCAGGUGGGUGAUGAUAAAAGUGAGUCAUCAGGGUCGCUGGUUGUGUAUCAUGAGCUGAGAAGUGAGGAAAAUGGGUCCUAUGGUAUCUUUUCUGAUGCAUUAGCGGAGCAUGAUAAGAUGAGGGUAUCUUUGGGCAGCUUAAGAAAUGCCGCCAAGGGGCUGAUUAAGAGUCUCAAGAAAGAGAUUGAUAGCAUAAAGGGGUGUAGCUCUAUGAGGAGGAUUAAUUCUGGUUCAGAAUUGCUGGGUUUGGGUGGAAUUUUGCAAGAGAAGGCAUCUGAAAGUUUUGUAGGUGUAGAUAAAACGCUUGAUACUCUGAAAAUGACACUGGAUACCAUGUGCACACAGGUUGAUGAUAUGGUUAAAUUGACCAAGAUGUCACUCCAUGAAUGUUGGCAAGAGCAGGAGUUUCAGGGAGAGAUUGAAGCAAUGGUAAUGCAAAGUUCAGUUAGGAGUCUUCACGAAGAGUUUGAAGGGAAAUUAUGGGAUCAAAAUGCUAUUAUCUGCAGUAGCCAAAGCACAAACUUGGUUGAAAGGAUUAAUGAGGUUUCAAAUUUGAAGAAGGAGUUAGAUGUUAUCUUAAAGUCACUUUCUCAUCCUGAAACAGGGUCUCACGAUAUGGAUCAUUUUAUCCGCAAGGGUUUGAGCAAUCAUGUUUCAUCUUCAACCUCACUUUGGGAGGGAAAUGGUAUAUUUGAGGAGUCUAAAAAUGGUAUGCCUGAGAACUGGGAGGCAGCCCAGUUGAAGCACUUGUCAAAAGACGAGAUUGUGAAUUAUUUUAAUAAUAUGAUAACAACAAUGAAGAGGAACCAUGAAUCUAAGGUGUUACAAAUGAUUGAGGAGUGUUUUAGUCUUAAGCGAGAAUUCUUAAAAGAAAAGGGGUCUUCUUUACCAUUUCGGAAGGAUAAAGACUUGGAUAUAUUGAGAAGGAAGAUCCCAGAGGUCAUCUCAAAAUUGGAUGGCAUCCUUGUGGAAAAUGAAAAACUAUCAACAUUGAGCAACAAUUGUGAAACUAUUGACAGCCUGAAGGACAGACUCAACAGCCUCCUCUUAGAAAAUCGCCAACUCAUGGACUCACUUUCAGAUAAGAGGAAGGAGUUGAAGUGUACAUCAUCACAGCUUUCUGAUGCUACUGAGAAGAUCUUGCAACAUUCUUUGCAGGAGGCAGCCUUGCUGAAGUUGAUAGGAAAUCUUGAAUCUGCUGUGGAGGAUGGAAAGAUACAAGCUACAGUCUCUGAGGAGGUAUAUAAAUGUGUUCUCCGGGAGUUGACUUACCAGGUCAUUCACAAUGCUGAAGAGUUAGAAAUGCAAUCUAUUGUAAUGCAAGAGGUUUAUGAAAUCCUGUAUAAAGAAGCUGUUGAAGGCACUGAAGUUUGUAGCAAGCGGGAAAUUGAUGAUUUUGAUAUCGAGUUCUUAAUCAAGGAAGGGCUCUGUGCAGUUAUUUUCAGGGAUUCUGUCAAGGAUGCUCAGUCACAAAUCAGUGACUUGAGCACUGAUUAUUUACAUGAAAAUGAUAAUCGAGUUUCCCUUGAACUAAAAGUACUUGAAAAAACCAAGGAAUUGGACUUGAUAAAGGGUGAGUUGUCAGAUGCAGUGAAACAAAUAGAAGUAGAUAAAGUUGAAAUAAAGAAUUUAAAAGACCAUGUUGGUAGCCAGGAAGCAAUGUUAGCCAAGGAAAGUGAGGAAUUGGAUUUAGUUAAGCGUCAGUUGGCAGAUGUGAUGGAACAAAUUGAAGUAGGUAAUCAAAAGCUAGAACUGAUGGCAAAUAAGGUAAGUGAAGCUGAUGAACAGAGAAAUAAGCUUCUUGCUGUUAUCCAAGAGAAGCAAAAUGCCAUCUUAUCGCUUGAAGUGAAAGAAAAUGAACUGCAGAAGCAAAUGAAGGUAGCAGUUGAUCUUAUUCUUGGAAUUUCAAGGGCACUUUCUGAUUUUGAAUGUCGAGUGGCUGAGGGCUUCAAGAAGAAUAAUUUGAGGUUGGAGGAAUCUACUCAUCAAUUGAUUUCUCUUAUCCAGAAAACUAGCACACUUAAAAGAACAAAAUUAUUGUACAAACAAAAGCUUGAAAGGAGAUGUGCUGAUCUUCGAACGGCUGAAGCUGAGGUUGAUCUUUUGGGUGAUGAAGUGGAUACACUUUUAAGCCUUCUUGAGAAGAUAUAUAUAGCUCUUGACCAUUACUCACCAAUUUUACGACAUUAUCCAGGGAUUAUUGAGAUCCUGAAGCUUGUCAAAAGAGAAUUAAGUGGAGAAGCUUGUCAAAAGGGAUCAGCUAUUUGACAAGCCCAGCUUUCCUGCAAGUCUCCUGUCCAUCUUUACAGACUGAUGGUAUGAGUCGGUGUUAAAAGUCCGGUGGACCCUAUGCUCUAGAAGAAAAUUGGGGGGGGGGGUGUUCAAAUUACUUGGAAAAGCUUGGCAGAGGUCCCUUGCCGUAGCUUGCUUUUUGGCACAUUGUAUAGAAUUUCUUGUAUUUUUGUUCAAAGCUUAUUAGCAAUGCAGCAGCUCCCCACAGGAUAGUAUCAGUGUUUAUUUCACUUCUACAGCCCUUUCUUACUCCACUUUUACAUAGAUAUAAAUGUAAAUGUUGUUACUAUAGUAAAUAGCAUGGGGUACAUUUCACAUGCCUAUUUGCUUGAUGUGCCCUUAUAUUAUUGUCAUUUUUCUUUGGAUUCA